Messenger RNA from Pelmatolapia mariae (spotted tilapia), 3129 nucleotides. It is a transcript of the gene taf5l, whose product is annotated as TAF5-like RNA polymerase II, p300/CBP-associated factor (PCAF)-associated factor. NCBI's taxonomy places the organism in Eukaryota, Metazoa, Chordata, Actinopteri, Cichliformes, Cichlidae. The transcript has 5 exons. Gene Ontology annotation, cellular component: histone acetyltransferase complex; nuclear protein-containing complex. Gene Ontology annotation, molecular function: transcription coactivator activity; protein binding. Gene Ontology annotation, biological process: regulation of DNA-templated transcription. The record is from RefSeq and is a predicted model, not a curated record. The coding region runs from base 204 to 2006 and encodes 600 amino acids.
AUUGCUGAUUAAAGAUGAGAGCGGCCAGCUAGCUUAGCUGCUUUAGCUAGCAUGAGUUGAUGGAGUCUGACAGGGUUGGAUAACCACGAUGGAGCGGCAGCGAACGGCGUUGAUGUAGUAGUUAUAGCCAGAUACAGUGAUGCGUUAAAAGCGGUCGGUUUGGAUACAGUAACUGAAGGCGGACAGCAACACGUUAUGCAGUCAUGAAGCGGAUUCGCACUGAGCAGAUCCAGUAUGCCGUGGCUCAGUACCUGAAGAGGAGGCAGUAUGUGGACACUGACGGCUCCCUGAAAGGAGCCAAGCUCUACCAGUCCCCCGAAGAAAUGGCUGCAAGUCUCACGGUGCAGACGGAGUCAGGAUGUUCCAAUGUCGUUUCUGCUGCACCAUGCCAGUAUGACCCACAGCAGUAUGAGAUUCAGUAUUCCAAGCUCCGUGCCUUCCUGUCAGAAGCAGACAUAUCCUGGGCAAAAGAGGUGAGCAGUGUCCUCUAUCCGCUCUUCGUCUACCUCCACCUGGACAUGGUGCGCUUUGGACUGAAGGGGGCUGUGGAUGGUUUUUACAGUCGUUUUCAUGGCGCCUUUCUUCAGGACAGUGAGCAGCGUACCAUCAUAGAGCAGCUCCGCCAUGUCCUCAGUGCACAAGACAUUGUGACCAACCCCAAGCUGAAUGCUUUCCUAGAGCACAAAUAUGUGGUUCACCUGACGGAGCCAGCCUACAGCUACCUGCUGCGUUACCUGCAGAGUGAGGACAACAGCGCCCUCUGUAGGAUCCUCAGUACACACCUGCAGCUGGAGGUCAGUGCCUCGAGGCGGACAGACUACCAGCUCUAUGGAGCUGCUGGCGGAUCUACAGCUGCUCCAAACUCCACCUCCUCCUGGGCAGGAGUGGAUGGAACAGAAGGCGGUGAUGGGGUGGAGGUCCCAGCAGGGAUCCCACAGAAUGAAGCAGCCCUUGAGGCUCUGCAGGACUGUGUCAAGAAAGUCCGCGAGGGACCACCGUCACUCACCACUGUCUGUUUUUACGCCUUCCACCACACAGAGCAGAUGCUGAACACUGCUGAGGUCUCGGCUGAUAGUCGGUUGCUGGCCGGUGGAUUUGACACCUCCACGGUAAAGCUGUGGAGCCUCCGUGCCAGAAAGCUUAAGGCCAGGCCCCAUCAGGCUGAUGUGUCACACAUCCACCUGGCAUGUGACGUACUGGAGGAGGAAGUAGAUGAAGAGGACAGCUCAGGCAGUGAGAUAAAGACACUGCGAGGUCACAGUGGUCCAGUAUUUCGUACCGCCUUCCUCACAGACAGCUCCGGCUUGCUCUCGUGCUCUGAGGACACAACCAUCCGCUACUGGGACCUGGGCAGCUUCACCAACACGGUGCUCUACCAGGGGCAUGUCUACCCGGUAUGGGAUGUGGACGUCAGCCCCUGCAGCCUUUACUUUGCCAGUUGCUCUCACGAUCGCACCGCCCGUCUCUGGACAUUCUCCCGGACAUACCCACUGAGGCUCUAUGCAGGGCAUCUUUCUGAUGUUGACUGUGUGAAAUUCCACCCGAACUCCAAUUAUUUAGCCACCGGGUCCACAGACAAGACUGUGCGGCUCUGGAGCACCCAACAGGGGGCGUCUGUUCGCCUUUUUACAGGCCACCGUGGCCCUGUGCUCUCACUCGCUUUCUCACCAAAUGGCAAGUACUUGGCGUCCGCUGGUGAGGACCAGCGGGUGAAGCUGUGGGAUUUGGCAUCUGGGACUUUGUUCAAAGACCUAAGGGGACACACAGAUAGUGUCACCAGCCUGUCCUUCAGUCCGGACAGCAGCCUAGUGGCAUCUUCAUCUAUGGACAACUCAGUGCGGGUGUGGGACAUCCGCAACUCCCACGGUGGGACGUCAGCUGACAGCUCGUCCAGCGAAUUGGUGGGAAUGUACACUGGAAACACCAGCAACGUGCUCAAUGUCCAGUUUAUGGCCUGCAACUUGCUGCUGGUGACGGGAACCGCACAAGAGAAAGCGGAGCAGUAGAUGUAGCUGUCACAUCUGGUGCUCUUUUGGGCGAGAGCUGAAUGUUUCCCUAUGUCUGAAACUCAGGAGCCCGAUCCUUGUUUUGCUCAUUAAUUCUUGGCAUAAAAACAGAGAUACAUGUUUUUGUUUUCUUUCCUUCAAAUUUCAUUCUUCAUGAACUGGCUUUUUUUUUUUUUUUUUUUUAAAUAAAGAAAUAAAUUACAAAAGUGAAUUCACGAUAUGUCAAUAUUGAAGAAUCUCCCAGUUUCUUGUUUAACUGAUGGUCUAAAAAUUGUGAAGUUCUGUUUUUCUGUUGUGAUGUAAAUUCAGGAAAUAUUGUUACUGUUGGAAUAACUGACAUUAUCAGGCAGCUUUACCCCAAAAGAAAACUUUAAUAUUUCAAACCUGAGAAGUGUACAAUAAAGUACAUUCAACAUUGACUGGCUUUCUUUGGGUUAGGCAGCUAGACAAAGCCUAAACCCAAACCCCAUCUGUCACAAUUCUUUAUCAGCUUUCACUGCUAAUUCAAGCUCUUCUUCUGGUGUUUGACGUGUAUUUUAACUCUUCACAAAAUGAACCAAAUGCUACCUUCUUUAGCCAAAAGGAAUAGGGCAGAUAUUAUUUAUUUGUAAAUAAUAUACAAAGCAAAAUGCUGUUACUGCAAAUAAGGAGAAGAAAACCACUCUGUGUGGUCUCAGUGCAGCCGUGCAUUUGCAGAGUAUGACAGCUUCUCAUUCUGUAAGAAGAGCAUUCAGGUCUGGUGGCGAUGUGGAAAUUGCUGAAGGUCUUUGACAAAAUUAAAUGCAGUGACUGAAUAUUCUGUGACAACCAGAAAUGAAAAUGAAUGAUGUCUAAAAUUUAAUGAAAAUGAAGACCAAACAAAAGUAUAUAUAUCUACAUUUUCUUUAUCACUAAUUGAAUGCAUGUUACUUCACAUGGCCAUUUGGCACAUAGAUUCUUUACACUCAUCAUAGCAUACCUUUCUUCAGUAAAAUGGGUUUUCAGUUGAGUCGAAUCCACAUUGUAAUUCAAGUAGAUCACCAUCAGAAGAACACUGAAAACAACCACCUCCUGCCAAGUUUGUCUUCAGCGCAGUAACUGUAUCAGUGUCUUUGAAGGUAUUAAAGUUUUUUUUACACAAGCA